Colletotrichum graminicola M1.001 is the source of this 813-nucleotide messenger RNA. Its product is annotated as methyltransferase domain-containing protein. The record is from RefSeq and is a predicted model, not a curated record. Lineage: Eukaryota; Fungi; Ascomycota; Sordariomycetes; Glomerellales; Glomerellaceae. Bases 1 to 813 code for a protein of 270 amino acids. The transcript has a single exon.
AUGCCUUCAGCCCGCGACGCCGCCUCCGAGGUCCCGGACAUGAACCUCUAUAAACUGGGCCGAGUUCACAGCACACUUGAAGGUUUGAAAAACAAGCCAGAAUGGACAGCGGAUGACACAAAAUCUUUUGACUGCAUGCACUACCUGGGCGAUGCAGCAAUUGAUAACGCUGCCAAAGAGCUGGGACUCAAAGCCGGCGAGAGGGUACUCGAUAUCGGGUCCGGCUUCGGUGGAACAGGCAGAUAUCUGUAUCGACAUUACGGUGUUGCAACUACCGGGAUUGAAUUACAAAAGGACAUUCACGAGAUUGCGCAAACUAUCAACAAGAGAUCCGGGGCCGGUGACAGGGCAACAUCAUUCAAUGGCAACUUCCUUGAGCUCGACCCCAGCCUCAUGGGUGCACCGGUGAACCACAUCGUCUCUUUCCUCUGCAUCCUGCACGUUCCAGAGCGAGUGGUCCUUUUUAAGAAAGCUUGCGAUGUCCUGGAGCCGGGCGGGAAGUUAUACAUUGAAGAUUUCUUUGCGCGAGCGCCUCUCGAUGGUAACACUCUUGAGACUCUCAGAAGUUCGGUCUCAUGUCCUUAUUUGCCCGACAAGAGUCACUAUAUGCAAGAGCUCGAGGCAGCCGGCUUCGAGAUUAUCAACUGGGUGGAUAUGUCAACCACCUGGACGGAGUUUGUUCAUCAUCGUGCUGGAGAAUACAAAAAGGAUCCUUCUGUAGAUGCUGAUCUGACAGCGUUCUACGAUGCUGUAGAUGCAGUGUUUACAGGAGGCCAGGUCGGCGGAGCCAGGGUCACCUGUCAAAAGAAAUGA